AUGGUCGACUCCCUCUCAUCAUCAGUCACAUCCCUCCGCACCUCCCUCCAACUCCUCGAAAGCUCAAUCGACAUCCUCGACACAGGCGUGAAUGACUUUCCGCGAUUAUCAAAAGUUCUACAAACAACCCGACACUUUGAACUCCUCCCCGAACCAACCCUCCAAGAAGCGCAACAAUCCCUCCUAGACGAAAUAACGCCAAGUAUUGCGCACCUCCUCUCCAUAACAACAAACCACGUCGAAAGACUCGCCCGACGCGAGGACUCGUUACGCGCAAAAUGUCAACUUCAAGAAGGGAGGCUAUCAGAUGAGCGACGAGAUCCUAAUUCUACAACGAAAACGGCGGUGGCAAGCCGGGCGGGAGAACGAUCAGAUGCAGGCGCAAAGGCGGCGCAGUUGAGGAGAUUGGUGCAGAAGAAGGAGAGAUUGAAGUAUGCGGUUGAUAGACUUGAGUUGCAGAGUCGGCAGAAGGAGAGGGAGUUGAGGAAGAGUAUGGCUGCGCAGUGAUUUGUCGUUCCAUUGGUGAUGAUUCGAUAUCUUUACAACCAGCCCACGUUCUUCGAGAAGCAUGCGGCUCCGAGCCGACGUCACAAAUAUCAAGACGAGGGUUUACUGCAACGGCAGUGGCUGUCAGCGAGUACUAGACCUCCGUGCUACCAGUUCAGAUCAAUGACGAAU
Messenger RNA from Talaromyces stipitatus ATCC 10500, 678 nucleotides. Its product is annotated as mitotic spindle biogenesis protein Spc19, putative. Gene Ontology annotation, cellular component: spindle microtubule; DASH complex. The record is from RefSeq and is a predicted model, not a curated record. Lineage: Eukaryota; Fungi; Ascomycota; Eurotiomycetes; Eurotiales; Trichocomaceae. Gene Ontology annotation, biological process: attachment of spindle microtubules to kinetochore. The transcript is spliced from 2 exons. The coding region runs from base 1 to 507 and encodes 168 amino acids.